AUGUGGCGUCGUGGCCAGUGGCUGCGUGCUCCGCCAAAGGUGCUCUGCCUGACAAUGAUCCCCGGUGGCGGGGCGAUGACGCGGGCGCUGCAGCAGCUUGGGUACACCCCAUAUACCUUUCGGCAAACCUUCACAGAGGGUCGCGUGACGACGCACCCACAAGAGUGGUGCAUGGUUUUGAGUAAAAAGAAACCGUUUAACCCCGCCAUGCUUGACAACAGUGACAAGGGGGCAAGUGACGGCAGUGGAGGCUUUGAUGCCUUGGUGGGCCCGCCGUGCACCUUGGCUUUUGAGGAAAUCUUGAAAGAGUGCCCGCUGAGCACACGUGUUAUCCUUGUUGAGGAAGUGGACAAGGACGCAUGGGCGUUGGAUGCAGCGACCAUCUGGGAGCCGCUGCUGCGGCAGACAGAGAAGGCGGCAAAGCGGCAAGCCGGUGCCCAUCUCCAUCAAAUGGUAUCGAAAAUGACUAUGGGUAUGGCUGGAUCGAGUCGAAAAGUUUCCGUGGCAGCCGUCUUGGAGAUGCUAGAAGAUCGUGUGAAGACGGUGGUGCCGAAGGAUAGGUUACUUGUGUAUCGUUACGGAAGCGGCUGGGAGCCACUUUGCCACUUUUUAUCUAAGCCGAUUCCACACUCAGACGAAACCGGGACGGUUCCAUUUCCUCCGCAGGAAAGUGGUACAGAUGUGGCAGCAGAUCUAAGUGAUCGUUUGCAGCGAGUGGAGUGGGUUGUGUUAUGGGUGACAUGCUUCCUUGUUGCCGCGUUAUUCGUUUUGUACACACCGCUCUAUACGCAACUGCGUGAUUCUGUGGCGGCAUAUUACGAGGACUACCGUGAGGCGUUUGAGCCGGUUUUACGCGAGAACGAGGGAAAUACGAUCUCUCUACGGCGGGCAUUGGUGCUGGCGAAGAAUACCACCAUGUCCUUUGAGGAGAAGUGGCGUGCACGUGGGGGUGUGGCUGGGGCGGCGGGGGAGGCGUUGAGCAAACUUGCUGACGGCGCUGGCAAGGAAAGUGAGGCGGGUUGA
Messenger RNA from Trypanosoma conorhini, 1023 nucleotides. RefSeq lists its product as uncharacterized. Lineage: Eukaryota; Euglenozoa; Kinetoplastea; Trypanosomatida; Trypanosomatidae. Bases 1 to 1023 code for a protein of 340 amino acids. The transcript has a single exon. The record is from RefSeq and is a predicted model, not a curated record.